AUGAAGCAAGCACAAGAGGAACUAUCAAGUGGAGAACAUAACAUAGAGAAUGUUGAUGAAGAUGGACCUUGUAUUAAUAUGGUAAUAUAUGAAGAUAUAUUUGUGUUGGUCCCAUCCAAGGAACAGACGAAAAGACGCACAAAAAAAACAAACUUUCAGUACACACUUUUCGGAAGAAAAGUACUCGGCUUUGGCUAUUUCGUGAUUGUGAUUUAUGAUAUAUCAUUUUAGAGUAUCGUACAGUUGAUAUGAAAUGAUAUCAAGAUCUUUAUAUAGUUAGGUCAUUAACAAGAUAUUAAAGGGCUCUAAAGCCGAUAUCUCGACAGAUUGACUGCUCAGAUUGAAGCAUGGGAAUAUCGUGUGAGAAUAAAGAAUUUUUUUAUCGCCGACUGUUUAGCUUUAGAUGUAACGAACCCGCAAAUACUUGAUAUGUAAUUGUGCUAAAUUGUGUCAGAUUUGAUUUCGGAAUGGUUUUGAUAAUAAAACUUUCUCACUUUAAUCUCAGGGCAAAGGAAAAAAUAUAACCACCUGACCGACAGCUAAAAGAACUCUUUUUGUCAAAUCUACCCACUGACGUAUGCCAAUUUAAAGUAAAUUUCAAUGUUUCAUGUAGGAUAUACAAUUGGUGGAACUGGAUAAUGAGGAAGACACUUCAUCUGAAAGUGAUUGCAAUGAAGAGACAGACAUUGAUCUUGGUGAGAUCACUGAAACAAACUUGAUUUUGAAGAAAGCUGAAAAGAUUAAGAAACCGUUGAUUGAGGAUAUUACGUGA
Messenger RNA from Paramuricea clavata, 772 nucleotides. The record is from the annotation of a GenBank genome assembly. NCBI's taxonomy places the organism in Eukaryota, Metazoa, Cnidaria, Anthozoa, Malacalcyonacea, Plexauridae.